UCAUUGUAGUAGUAGUGGGUGUCUACCUGAAAUGUUUGUAUGUCUGUCUAUUUUCCUGUUUCGAUCACACACAAACACACAAAACUUCUAUACUGCUUGCUACUGUCCAUUGCAUUGCGAGCGAAGCGUUAGAAAUGUGGGCAACGGCGGGAGGAAGGAAAUUAGGCGUCGAAAGGUCGUGCGUGUGUGCGGUUUCAAUUGUAGUCUCGCCACAUUCUGGGUAGUUAUAUGUAAUAGAUUCGGGGUGGUUGGAUUAGGACAGCGAGUUCAAGAUGAUCCUCCCCCCUUACUUUUCCCCUUUCUCCUUAACCAAUGCUGGCCCAGAGAAAGAAAAGUGGGUUUUGGCCAAUCUUUCUGGUACGUGACACGCUCAAUCCUCGUCCUAUUCGUACAUAUAUCUUCCUUCCUUUUGUCAUGAGGCUAGGAAAAGGCUCCAGGCGCGCUUUUCCGCUUACGGUGAGGCGCUGUAUCUCUUGGCAGACAAACAUCACAAACAGCGCCUACAGUGAACGUCACAACAUCUGACCACCAACAUUCAUAGCAAUUAUACAUACAACAGCAUAUGCCUCGUCGUCGGAACAAUUGGCUAUCAUGACCUCAGCUAGGGUCAGCAUGUCUACGUGCAUGAUAACCGGCCACUCGCUCCGCGCGUUCCGACAGUCCUCACGGCAGACUCUGUCUGGUCGCAGCUCACGUGCCCCUAUCAUCUGGUCACAUAGCAGAUCAUUUCAACCUCUGCCACUGCGCAGUAACUUGACAAAUAAUCUGGGGGUCAAAUCACAAUGGAAGACCUCUUUUAGUACCUCUGCUCUUCGUCUGGGCGAGACCAAAGAUGGGUCGGCCAGCCCAGCAGCCGUUACUCCUGGCACGGAUGGAAAAGAUCCGAACAGCCUGACCAAAUCUAUCAAAUCCAAACUCGCCCACGAACAGAUAUACAACAUUCCCAACCUUUUGACCUUUUCCCGACUAAUAUCUACUCCAAUACUCGGAUGGCUGAUUGUCAAUGAUCAUCCCCUCUAUGCGUUUUCUCUUUUUGCUUACGCUGGUACCUCUGACCUGCUGGACGGGUGGAUAGCACGGAAAUGGAAGCUGCAAACUGUAGUGGGUAGCGUGGUUGACCCAAUGGCUGACAAGGCCCUUAUGAUAACUGUCGUCACCUGCCUCGCUAUCAACGGCUCACUCUCUCUCCCCCUUGCAACCCUCAUUCUAGGCCGAGACGUCAGUCUCGCAAUAGCCGCAAUCUACUACCGCUAUGCCUCGCUGCCGGCUCCUAAGACACUGGCACGCUACUGGGAUUUCUCCCUGCCGUCCGCCGAGGUCCACCCCACUACCAUCUCUAAGCUAAACACUUUCCUCCAGCUGAUUCUCAUUGGCUCUACUAUGUGCGUCUCUCUUCUGCAAGACCCUGCGGCUUUGGAUGCUGCUGCGAGCGUAGUGUCUGCGCCGCUUCUGGGGGCUAGGGAUCUUUUGGGCGGUUUGGAUGGCGUGGAGAUGGCGGUUAAGGGGAUGAGUGGAGUUGUGGCAGCUACGACUGUGUAUAGUGGGUUAAGUUAUGCUUGGCUGAAGGAUGCGGUCACGAUUCUCGGCGAAGAUGAGAAGUUGAAGAAGAAACAGGGAUUUAGAGGGCGGAUGAUUAUUGCGGGAACGUUUGGAAGCGUGGUCUUGGUCGCUGCGGGAUUGUGGUGGAAAGAGUUGGAGAAGCGGAAAGCGUUGGAAGUGACUGAAAAAAAAAAUGGGAAAUGA
This is a messenger RNA of Periconia digitata, 1743 nucleotides long. The record is from the annotation of a GenBank genome assembly. Lineage: Eukaryota; Fungi; Ascomycota; Dothideomycetes; Pleosporales; Periconiaceae.